Molecule: messenger RNA, 1672 nt
Organism: Dermacentor albipictus
Lineage: Eukaryota; Metazoa; Arthropoda; Arachnida; Ixodida; Ixodidae
Source: RefSeq, a predicted model, not a curated record
UCAAGAUGAGCGCGAAACCGGACGCAUGCGAGAGACGCCCACAUGUGCGCAUUUUUUGGAAAGGGUCACUGGGUCGCUUACGUGAGCGCCUAUAAAUCCUGUAGCAGAAACUUUCGAGCAGUAGUUUCGACCAUGGCUGCUAUUCGGGGCCUUGCAUCCAUCUUGGCAGCGUUCUUCGUCUUGGCUUCGACUUCGACCUGCUGCACCGCCGAAGAUGAACUGGCUCUACAGGCCCGGCUGACUCCCUGCGAGCUGAUCAGAUACUUCGACUAUCCCUGCGAAAUCAGCUACGUCACCACGGACGACGGUUACGUGCUGGAAGUGGACAGGGUGCCACGCGGACGCCAGGGUAACGCAACGGCUGCGGAGGAGCAGAACGGGGCCAGCCGCCACCCCGUGCUCUUUGUGCCGGUGUUCACUAGUGCCUCGGACAUAUGGUUCAUUAACUUCCCUUCGCAGAGCCCAGGCUUCCUGUUCGCCGACGCUGGCUUCGACGUAUGGUCGAUGAAUUCGAGGGAAGCGGAACGCUACUCUAACCACACGACCCUCUCCAAGAACGACCCUGAAUACUGGAAGUUCAGUUUCGACGAGAUGGGACGCUACGACGUUGCUGCCGGAGUCGAUCACGUGCUCAACGCUACCGGUGCGGAGAAGCUGACAAUCGUCGCUUUUUCGCAGGGGGUCACCACUACUCUGGUUUUGCUGUCCACGCGACCGGAGUACAACGACAAGGUCGACCUGGUUGUCGCAUAUGGUCCUGUUGCUAACCUCUCUUAUAUUACGCCUCCAUUUUCGCUUGUGGUACCCUUCGCACCUUUACUCACGGCCCUCUACCCCGUCUCCAGGGCUGGCUACUUGGGGGCGUCUGAGGGCCUCUCAGUUCUCCUUGCCAAAUUGUGCGAGAUUUUGACUGGCGAAGUGUGCUCAUUGGCCGCCACUAUAACGCACGCCAGCAGCCCUUAUCAACUGAACGAGACACGAGUCCCCAUGUACUUGGGCCACUUUCCCAUCGGAUCAACUAUACAAAACGUCCUGCACUUCUACCAGGCAGCAGCCCCCUUAUCAUCGGAGGUGACUUCAAUCUCCCGCACACAGGAUGGGGUUACGGACACAGCUCUGCUGCAGGUGUACAAGGCCAAAGAAUUUGUCAUGUACGAUCAUGGCCCCAUGGAGAACGUUGAGCGGUACAAUCAGGCGACACCGCCGUCCUAUCCGCUGGAACGCAUCACAACUCCAUGGGCGUUGUUCUCGUCAGACGGCGACCAGGGCGCCGACCCGCGUGACGUCAAAGGACUGGUCGCCAGACUCGGAUCGAGGGUCAUCCUGCAUCGCGUGGUUCCACAGAAGGACUUCGGUCACGCAGACUUUGCCAUUGGAUACAGAAGCAACGACUUUUUGCACAAUGUCGCCAUCGACGUUGUGAAGCAGCAGAUUGGACAGAGCGAGUGAGGGAUCUCUGGUUCCAGGUACAAGAAAAAGGACUGCCGCUCACGAGAAACGCUGUUUUGUUGGAGUCCCAAAGGAAAUGUUUUAUUCCGAGUGCUGUACACGGAAAGCUUACAUAUGAAAUUUCAGUACUUCAGGGUAUUUGAGUAUAUUGCCGCUUGACUUACGAUAGGUUGUAAUUUUAAAUGCUAGUAAAAGUAUUUGAAGACGAGCGUCUUUCAUGUUC